This is a messenger RNA of Humulus lupulus (European hop), 726 nucleotides long. Its product is annotated as transcription factor MYB2-like. Gene Ontology annotation, biological process: regulation of DNA-templated transcription. The coding region runs from base 22 to 726 and encodes 234 amino acids. The transcript has 4 exons. NCBI's taxonomy places the organism in Eukaryota, Viridiplantae, Streptophyta, Magnoliopsida, Rosales, Cannabaceae. Gene Ontology annotation, molecular function: DNA-binding transcription factor activity; sequence-specific DNA binding. Gene Ontology annotation, cellular component: nucleus. The record is from RefSeq and is a predicted model, not a curated record.
AACUCAUCCACCAAUGAAGAGAUGUCGGGGAUAAGAAAUGGUCGGUCAUGGACAGAAGAAGAGGACUCCAUACUCGUUAAUUAUAUCAACACCCAUGGCGAGGGUCGCUGGAACUUUCUUGCUUUUGAUUCAGGUCUUAAAAGAACAGGGAAAAGCUGUAGAUAUAGAUGGUUAAACUACUUACACCCGGACAUUCAACGUGGAAAUUUUACCCUCCAAGAGCAACUUAAGAUUCUUGAGCUCCAAUUCUGCUGGGGUAACCGUUGGUCGAAGAUUGCUGAAUGGCUGCCUGGUAGAACAGAUAACCAAAUAAAGAACUAUUGGAGAAGCAGAGUUCAAAAGCAGGCAAAGCAACUCAAAUGUGAGGUCAAUAGUCAACAAUUCAGAGACAUUAUGCGCAACGUCUUAAUUCCCCGCUUGGCCGAGCAAAUCCAACUAACCCAAACAACAAUUCCCCAAUCUCCAGAUCCAUCCAUCACCCGGGAUAUUGACCCGACCACCCCACUCAUUACUAUGCCUGCUGCUGCUUCUGCUUCUGCUUCAUUAAACGACGCCGUACUAGUCCAACCCAAUCAUUAUUAUGAUGACCCAGCAUCACUCAUGUUGGAGUGGCCAUUACUCCAACAAAACGACCACGUUGCUACUACUAGUACUACUGCUGAUCCUUUUGGAGAUUAUUUAACCUAUGAUGAUAUUGCUAAUAUACUUUGGAACCAUGAUAUAUAG